AUGCUGGAUUUGGAAAAACUGCAUUUUCAAAAUACCUUGCUGCCACGUGGUGCCAGGCUCAUCGUCCCGAAUGAAAUACAAAAAAUCUUCAAAAAUGACAUUAGAAUCUAUACAGGGAUUCUGCGCCGGGAACGAUUUUUAAUUAUUUUGGAUGCUCUAGAUGAAUGGGUCCAUCCUGAAAAGAAAUGUGAAAAAGAGCCAAAAACAAUCCCUCAUCGUAAUGCUCGUGAAAAAUGUGUAAUCCUUACAACAACAAGACCUUGGAAAUUAGGUGUGUUAAAUCUUAAAAAUAGUGAAAUAGAUAAGAAAGUGGAACUAGUAAAACUAACCUCAGAGUCAGCACAGACAUUAGAGGAAAGAGCGAUUUCAAAAAUAAAGAAUCUCAAUGUUGCUGAAGCAAAAGUCCUGGCUGAACAAUUACAGGAAAAUAUCUAUGAAAAUGACCUGAGGGAUCUGGAAUCCGUCCCCCUUCUUUCUAUGUAUCUCAUUAGUUUAUGGUGUGAAGGUAUUCCACUAGUACAGUCAAAGUGUGGACUAUAUGCAAGCAUUAUUGAACUCCUGCUGUCAAGAACUUUAAGCAAACAUCGAAAAUGGAAACAGCGUGCGAACCCUCCCAGAUUGAUAUCCCACAAUGCUUCAGUGAACAUGAACAUUGUAAUCAAUUACUGCACGUAUCUGAAAGCUUUAGGUAAAUUGGCAUUUGAAACUUUAUUCAGUGACACAAAGGAGAACACUCUUGUUUUUUUAAAGUCAGUGGCAGAGAAGUAUCUCUCACCAAUGUUUUUGAAAUUAAGUCUUGACUCGGGAAUAUUAACACAGAGUACAGAAAAGACACUUAUCAAACAAAUUUCUAAAGUUUCGUUUUCGCACAAAACCAUUCACGAAUUUUUUUGUGCAUUGUACAUUAGCUGUCAAAAUGAAAAUGAUGUCAAAAACAUUGUUGUAAACAAAUGUAAAAGUUUGCAAAGUAUUCUGGACAUGUCAACAGUGCUUGUUUUCAUCAGCGGAAUGAAUACAGAAAUCAUUUCUUCAAUAUCACAGGAAUUUCUUUCUGUUAUCCGUGAAGAUAAGAUAACGAGCGAAUACAGAUCCACGACUGAUGAGGACUGUGAACCUCUGGAAGACAUACAAGACAUGUACAUUUCUUGUAUGAAAGAAAACACGAGCGAUAAGGAACUCAAACUUUUCUGUCAAGACUUUUUCUUUAGUGAAGAUUGUGAAGAAGAAAAAUACUUUUCAUAUUUAGCACAGCUCGCGGUACAAAAUAAAAAUAACAUGGCGUCAAUAAAUAUCUACACAGACGCCAGUGAUCGUAGUUUACGUGAAAUUAUUGAUUCUUGUGAAUUGCACGAACUGUUCCAGAUCAAUAAAAUAGUCUACCGGGGUGAAGAAGAAAACGCACAGCUUCCUGUACUGUUGGACAAGUCGUCGAAAUGUGUCACUGUUAUAUCGCCUGAUCAACCUGGUUCUUGGAGCCGUGAAAUGUUGGAAACAUUACAGAAUAAUUCUCUGUUACAAGCAAUUUAUAUCUACGGUUUCUGGAUGAGCCACGAUGUACUGAAUGACUUUCUGAAUUAUAUUAUAAACAGAAAAACAAUGACGGAGAUUGGAUUGUGGGACUUAUACUGUACCGAGCACGAGUGGCCGCGUUCGUGUACUUUCAGUUUAGAUUUUAGUCAGCAUUCAGAUCUAAGGAAGUUAGAAUUGUGGGAGAUACCUGAAGUGUCACAAUUGAAAGUUAAUAGUCAAGUGAAACACGUGGGGUUGUACAGUAUCAAUCUAGGUGAAAUGUCGCUGCCUCCUGAAAUGGCGAAUAUUGAAAGUGUUGAUUUGGGGAAUGUAAACAUGUCUGCUUCAACAUUGCGUGAUCUCGUUAAGGUAGUGGAGAAACUUUCACACAAAGUCACAGUAACAAUACGCUCGUGGUGUAAGAUAGAACCGUGGACAGAGUUUGAACACGUUAAACAAUAUAUACACUCAUCUCAGAAUUUCCGAGUUAUACCGCAGGAUGAUAGCGGGCGGUUUGUGUUUGAAACAAAAGUUGAAAGUGAAGUUACUAAAUAAACUCAGACCGAUAGUGUAAAUGUAUAUAUAAACAUUAAUUAUAAAACAUUCACAUGUGUUUACACACUGAUAUAUAUGACAUUAGUGUGACAUACAUAUGUGUAAAUAAUUAUAAAUAGUGACAUAGUGUGGACAUAAAAUUAAUUAUUGGAGGAAAGGAUGGAGGUUCAUACACAUGGAUUAAUACACAAGUCCAGUUUCCCUUUAUACUUAAGAUAAAAGAUCGACGACAACAUCUCAAAACUCCAGACGUACUUCCCGUGGCCAGGGCUACGAAUACAUCGCCAUAAAAUACGUGGAUGUACACUUUGCCGCAAAUACUUCUGGAGCAAAUAUCUACUUUCGGUGGCUACGCUUCACACACCAUAAUAUACUUGCCAUGACCUCUUGUUUCCGGCCAUUGGACAGAAAACAAACAUUGCAGGACUAUAAUCGUAUUAUACCCAAAAGUCUGUGAGAAAAACUGCUUUUAAUCAUAAAUAUUUAUUACCAGAGACAAAUCAUACUGAAUUUCUUAAAUCAUUUGGUAAAGAAAUGUCUGACUUUCACUUGUGUAAACAUACCGCUUUUGAACUUAUUUUUCUACUAUGAAAAGUUAAUUAGUAAAGUUUUGUAUGUAAGUUAGUAUUAUGUGGAAGGGUAUCAAAAAGUCACACGCGCUGUCAUAAGGCAAAUUACACUAGAAAGGACAUGCUUUUACGAAAACCUUGUAGAGUACCUAGCGGACUUUUCAUAAUUUUGAUAAAAAAGUAAAACUAGGAAUUAUUUUUGCUUCAUAUGAUUGUGAAAAAAAAGUCUUUGAUUAAACAUUAUAUGAAAAUUUUCCUACGUAGAGACUACUGGUAUUGAAAACUUAUUAGAAUUACUAAAUGAAAGGAAUGACUAAUUUUAUAUCUCUACUUAAAAUUUUAUAAAGUUUCACUUAUUUCUAUAUAUGUAACUGAUAGAUGUUGCAAGAGAAAUAAUAUUUUCAUCAACAAAAUUUGGUAUUUUACAAGACAAGGGGACUCCGGACUAUUUAAUAAACAGGAAUCUG
Messenger RNA from Mercenaria mercenaria, 3100 nucleotides. RefSeq lists its product as uncharacterized. The transcript is spliced from 3 exons. The record is from RefSeq and is a predicted model, not a curated record. Bases 1 to 2064 code for a protein of 687 amino acids. NCBI's taxonomy places the organism in Eukaryota, Metazoa, Mollusca, Bivalvia, Venerida, Veneridae.